CUCGCAAACGAUGUUGUUAAUAUUAACAGUCUAAUUUAGUUAUAGUUUAGAAUUUAACUGAAUUAUCUAGGAUAAGUACAAAUGGUCAGCAUAUCAACGGUUAACUGGCUUUUCGUAAGCGGCCUAUCCUUUUGCCUGGGUGGCAUUGCCGUGCUCAGUUUUAUGCCACUGAGUUCAGACUGCAUUUGCCCUCUUAAAAAUCCUUUUGCUAAUUCUCGAGAUGGAGAGAAAGCAGUUCUAACGGUACCAACGACAGCCAAAAGUAGGCAACCACAUGCCCACAAUGCAGCCAUUCACAAAAUGGCAGUUUUGGUGCCGUUUCGGGAUCGUUUCGAGGAGCUCCUUCAAUUCGUGCCACAUCUAACAGAGUUUCUACAACGCCAAGGUGUUGCCCAUCACAUAUUUGUACUGAAUCAAGUGGACAGAUUUCGUUUUAAUCGCGCUUCUCUGAUCAACGUGGGCUUUCAUUUUUCUAACGAAGUCUAUGAUUACAUAGCCAUGCACGAUGUAGAUCUCUUGCCCCGUAAUGACGAUCUGCUGUACGAAUAUCCAAGCAGCCUGGGUCCUUUGCACAUUGCUGGACCGAAACUGCAUCCAAAAUAUCACUAUGACAACUUCGUGGGCGGCAUAUUGCUAGUGCGACGUGAACAUUUUAAGAAAAUGAAUGGAAUGUCCAAUCAGUACUGGGGCUGGGGAUUGGAGGAUGAUGAGUUCUUUGUACGCAUUAGGGAUGCGGGUCUACAAGUCACGCGUCCUCAAAACAUUCAGACUGGCAUCAAUGACACCUUUAGCCAUAUUCACAAUCGCCAUCAUCGCAAACGAGAUACCCAAAAGUGCUUUAACCAAAAAGAGAUGACACGCAAAAGGGACCACAAUACAGGACUAGAUAAUGUUAAAUAUAAGAUACUCAAGAUCCAUGAGUUGCAGAUGGACGGCGUCGAUAUAACCGUGUUGAAUAUUCAGCUUGAGUGCGAUAUAAAUAAGACGCCGUGGUGCGAUUGCUCGGGCACAGCGGCAGCUGCAUCGGCGGUACAAACCUAGGGACUCCAUUGCCAUUUGACUGCGGCUAAUCUUCGCUGCUAAUAUUGAAAUUUAAUGAGUUGUGUCUCCGUUUUGCCUAGUCGAAUUCUAAACUUUUUUCUAUGUUUGUAUGUAAAUAAAUAGUUAUUAAGAACAAAGAAACACUAUACAGUUAAUAGCCUGAAUCGUGUACUCGAUCCAACAGAGGCGGAAAAUAAAAUUCCGCGAAUCGAA
This is a messenger RNA of Drosophila willistoni, 1254 nucleotides long. RefSeq names its product beta-1,4-galactosyltransferase 7 (gene beta4GalT7). Gene Ontology annotation, biological process: carbohydrate metabolic process; proteoglycan biosynthetic process. The record is from RefSeq and is a predicted model, not a curated record. Gene Ontology annotation, molecular function: xylosylprotein 4-beta-galactosyltransferase activity. Bases 82 to 1041 code for a protein of 319 amino acids. Lineage: Eukaryota; Metazoa; Arthropoda; Insecta; Diptera; Drosophilidae. The transcript is spliced from 3 exons.